AUGGCAGAACACGUUGCGCUGUACAUCCUUUCUGGCUCGAGCUCGUCUGGCUCUGCCGUUAUGGAGAACAUCCGGGCGAGCGACUUUAUCGACGAGAUCAACAGCGGCGAAGGUCCGCGCGAGGAGUGCGGCCUGUACAGCCUCAUCCAGCUCGUCCAACCUUCCGACUCGGUCACGUUCAAAGACGAAAAGGACGUGCUCGAUUUCCAUGCUAAGCUCGUCAAGGGCGACGCAAAGGCCAGCGUCGACGGCGCAGAGGCUACGUGGAAUGCAAGCUGCGUGCUCAUUGCCGACAAGGACGACAACGACCUGGUCCUUAUCCUCGAGCUGGAGGAUGGGAAGGUCGGUCAGAGGUUGAAGGCAAAAGCAAAAUCAUCGGUAGAAGUCGCCUCAAAUGUCUCGAUCUCAAACAUGUCGCUGGACGAGUACAAGGACAUGUGCGGCAAUGCCGAGAUCUACGACGCUGGACAGUAA
Moesziomyces antarcticus is the source of this 474-nucleotide messenger RNA. RefSeq lists its product as uncharacterized. Bases 1 to 474 code for a protein of 157 amino acids. The transcript is spliced from 3 exons. Lineage: Eukaryota; Fungi; Basidiomycota; Ustilaginomycetes; Ustilaginales; Ustilaginaceae. The record is from RefSeq and is a predicted model, not a curated record.